Messenger RNA from Tremella mesenterica DSM 1558, 438 nucleotides. RefSeq lists its product as uncharacterized. Bases 1 to 438 code for a protein of 145 amino acids. The record is from RefSeq and is a predicted model, not a curated record. The transcript is spliced from 2 exons. NCBI's taxonomy places the organism in Eukaryota, Fungi, Basidiomycota, Tremellomycetes, Tremellales, Tremellaceae.
AUGACUCGAAGAGUCCAGAAGAUGGUACCACAGGAUAUCUGUACUAUGAUUUUAUGUAUGUGGAGAGCUUGGGGAUCACAAGAGUGGGAAAGCUCUGGCCGUGUGCGGACCCCUCUGGAGCUGCAUGGUUCUCUGGCCGGGUCCAAGAGGGGGGUUUUGAACCAUGCAGCUCCGGAGGUGCACGUCUCCGGCCGUGUCCCUAACAGAUAUCAUCCAUCAUACAUGUUCCACCCUCUCCGGAUAAUCUCUCACUUCAUGGCGGGCUCGUCAGUGUCAGGAUCACGGGUACCUAUAGACGGGUUCCUCAGAGUUGUACGCAGAAGUCGUACUCCACCCUACCCGUUCCCGCUUCACGAGUACUCAAACGUCACCGGAUCUCUCAAGCAUGACCUCAACAUUCGGGUAGAGGGGGUAGAGGGUGAGGGUGAUCAAGAGUAA